Messenger RNA from Acromyrmex echinatior (Panamanian leafcutter ant), 2947 nucleotides. It is a transcript of the gene Imp, whose product is annotated as IGF-II mRNA-binding protein. Gene Ontology annotation, molecular function: RNA binding. The record is from RefSeq and is a predicted model, not a curated record. NCBI's taxonomy places the organism in Eukaryota, Metazoa, Arthropoda, Insecta, Hymenoptera, Formicidae.
AACGCGUAAUCUUUACGUUUGUGCGCGAGUUCUGCGACAGUUUUUAUCGUAAAUAUGUCUCUGGAUAAGUUCGCGGAAGGCGGUAUGCUGCAGAAGGAGAUGGAGCGUCUGGAGAUUGAAGAGAAGAACGGUGAUAGUCCGAGCAGCAGCGGGGUUGCUAAAGUCCUCGUAAGCAAUUUACCGGCUCAAAUACGACUAGAAGAGCUGGACCUGCUGUUCUCCAACUACGGCCAGAUCCAAAACAUCGAAAAAGUGCCGUCGCGGGAUCCAAAUACACAAAGCGUGCUCAUUAGCUAUGAGACGCAAGAGCAAGUACAACAGGCUGUGAACCAGUUAAAUGGCUACGAUUUCGAGGGCAAUCCGCUGAAAGUGGAGAUGUCCUCGGCGGAGAGCCGACGCAGAGGCCGCAGCCAACGCAGCGGCGGCGUGGCCUUCGCCGGACUCCCGGGUUCCGGUCGCCAGACGGAUUUCCCGCUGCGUAUCCUCGUCCAAUCCGACAUGGUGGGUGCGAUAAUCGGCCGACAAGGUUCCACCAUACGGCAGAUCACGCAGAUGACGCGCGCCCGGGUCGAUGUACAUCGUAAGGACAAUGUUGGCUCUCUGGAGAAAGCUAUCACCAUCUACGGCAAUCCCGAGAACUGCACCAAUGCUUGCAAGAAGAUCCUGGAAGUCAUGCAACAGGAGGCCAACAAUACGAACAAGGGUGAGAUCACUCUGAAGAUCCUCGCGCACAAUAAUCUCAUCGGCCGAAUCAUCGGUAAGGGCGGUAACACGAUCAAGAGAAUCAUGCAGGACACCGAUACGAAGAUCACCGUUAGCAGUAUCAACGACAUCAAUAGCUUCAAUCUCGAACGCAUCAUCACGGUUAAGGGAUCGAUCGACAACAUGAGCAAAGCCGAGUCCAUGAUCUCCAGCAAGCUUCGUCAAAGCUACGAAAACGAUCUGCAAGCUAUGGCUCCCCAAAGCAUGAUGUUCCCCGGCCUGCAUCCGAUGGCCAUGAUGUCCACCGCCGGCAUGGGCUACAGCUCCCGUGGUCCCGGCCUCUAUGGUUCUGGACCCGCCCCAUAUCCCUACCAGAGCAGCCUGCCUACUCAACAGGGCGUCCCCGCCAGCGAUACCCAGGAGACGACUUUCCUCUACAUUCCCAACAACAGUGUCGGCGCCAUCAUCGGAACCAAAGGCUCCCAUAUCCGUAACAUAAUCAGGUUCUCCGGCGCGAGCGUAAAGAUCGCUCCUCUUGAACAAGAUAAGCCGGCUGAGCAACAGACUGAGAGGAAGGUCACCAUCGUCGGCUCCCCGGAAUCUCAGUGGAAGGCCCAGUAUUUGAUCUUUGAGAAGAUGCGGGAAGAGGGAUACGUCGCCGGUACCGAAGAUGUUAGACUGACUAUCGAGAUCCUCGUGCCCAGUACUCAGGUCGGCCGAAUCAUUGGCAAAGGUGGUCAAAACGUGAGGGAAUUACAGCGCGUGACUGGUAGCGUUAUUAAAUUGUCAGAACAGCAAGCAACUCCUCCUUCAGCAGAAGAGGAAACAACUGUCCAUAUAAUCGGUCCCUUCUUCUCCGUUCAGUCGGCACAGAGAAGAAUCCGCGCGAUGGUAUUGCAAUCAGGUGCACCCGGUGGAACCGGUGGUGCUGCACGCGCCGGUCGCGGUAGCAGCCAAGAGGGUACCUCCCGUUCUAAAAGAGAUGGCAGCGCCACUUCCCAGGGCGGCACGACGUCGCAGCCCAGCUCCCAACAGCAGUCUAUCGGCUCGCCAUCGAGCCAACAACAGCAGCAGCAGCAGCAACAGCCGCAGCCGCCAUCAUCGCCGCAGUAACAUUAACAUCGAUGACACCGACCUGACGCGGACCGACGCCACAAACGCCCAUCCGCUUCAUUCGCCGGAGUGGCCUCGUCGUCGCUUUGACAUUCUCUCUCGUCGAGAGGCUGAGCUUAUCGCGAUCUCCUCCUCUCGCGGGGCGCGCGCGACCCUCCCUGAUGAGGGAGGGUUUCGAACGAGGGUGCGCGACGCGCAGAUCGCGACGGGAAGACGCCCGGCAAUGUUCUGAGAAUUAACUCGAUUCGAGAUCCAACAACUAGGUUCGCGGACUCUCGCACUCAGUGAGGUAGUAACAAUAUUCCCGUUAUCAGUUUUAUAAAUGAUUCACGAGUCCUGACUCGACGAAUCAACGCGGGAAUUCUAGAAGAGUGCUCGGCGAGUCCACAAUUCGGCGAGUUAAUUCUGAGAAUUCGAACGAAGAAUUGUUAUUCCAAAGAUUCUAAUUCCAAGACUCGAUUGUUGUGAGUCAAUCUGAAGAGUCAACGAGGCCCUGGGCCCUCCGUUCGGUUCGACACGGGCGCGUUCAUCGUGAUCGAUGUUAAUCACGUGCGAAUGAUUAAUUUAAAGUUUUAAGUGUCCUUUUCAACAAUAGGGAUACAAAUUGUGAUUAAUCGCAUUGGUAUUCAGUUGAAAAAAACGAUUGCGAUUCUUGAAUUACAACUUAAACGCAAAGCUCGGCGAAUGAUAGGCGAAGCAAAGGCGAAGCUGCAAUCGAUCGGAGGAGCACCGAACAUAUGUUAUCGAAUCUGGAUUUGUCCAGGUAGACACUGCCCAUACGCGAUCGCUGACUCUCACGACGAACUCCCAUCCUCGUUGACGAGGAUCGUGGCGUUUUCCCCUUUGCUCUACGCGUCGCGCCUGCGUCCCGCGCGCACACCCCCGCGAUAGCGACGAAGCGACAACACACAGCCGCGCACGACCCAAUUUCGCAGCGCUAACGAAACCACCGCCGCCGAUGAAAUAGGACACUUCGACGAGAAACAAACUGAUUAAAAAAAAAAAUAGAAAAAAAAGAAAAACACACACAACCUUAUUACCUCAUUGCAUUACGGUUAAAGAUUUAAUACGAUAAAGGAAAGUGAAACGCGCGGGAGAAGCGAUAAACCGAUUAAUCUAAAAAAAAGAAAAA